This is a messenger RNA of Trematosphaeria pertusa, 636 nucleotides long. Its product is annotated as Got1-domain-containing protein. Gene Ontology annotation, biological process: endoplasmic reticulum to Golgi vesicle-mediated transport; retrograde transport, endosome to Golgi. Bases 181 to 600 code for a protein of 139 amino acids. The record is from RefSeq and is a predicted model, not a curated record. The transcript is spliced from 5 exons. Gene Ontology annotation, cellular component: Golgi membrane; endoplasmic reticulum; Golgi cis cisterna. Lineage: Eukaryota; Fungi; Ascomycota; Dothideomycetes; Pleosporales; Trematosphaeriaceae.
GACUUCCGCAGCACUCCAAGGGACACGAAACAAAAAAGUUCGGGAAACCAACAGACCGGCCUUCUACAUGCCACAUAAUACUUGACCUCUAGGCAACAGCUUUUGCUUAUAUCCCCCCCAUCUCGGUUCUUUCACCGUUGUCUCCGAAUUCUACGGGCGCAUUCCGCUCAGCUGUUCACGAUGCCUACAAUGUGGCUUUCAGAUACCCAAAAGAUCGGGGUCGCCUUCUGCUCGGGGGGCGGCUUCUUUUUAUUAGGAGGAGUAAUGAUGUUUUUUGACCGGGCAAUGCUGGCAAUGGGCAACAUCCUCUUCAUAAUCGGCCUCACCCUCAUAAUCGGCUUCCAAAAGACACUUGCCUUCUUCGCGCGCCGCCAGAAAUGGAAAGGCACAGCCGCCUUCGCUGCCGGAAUCACGCUUAUCCUGCUACGGUGGCCGUUCUUCGGCUUCUUGAUCGAGGGCUAUGGCAUAUUAGUGCUGUUUGGGGACUUCUUUGCAACGAUUGCGGGCUUUGUGGGUAAUGUGCCGGUCGUGGGGCCGUAUAUUGCGCAGGCGUUGGAGAAGAUAUCUGGGGGUAGGAGGAAUGCGGAUCUACCGGUGUAAGAGAGAGGCAUAAAGAAGACGGAUAUUAUUGGGAGC